Messenger RNA from Gymnodraco acuticeps, 2147 nucleotides. RefSeq names its product guanine nucleotide binding protein (G protein), gamma 3 (gene gng3). Gene Ontology annotation, molecular function: G-protein beta-subunit binding. NCBI's taxonomy places the organism in Eukaryota, Metazoa, Chordata, Actinopteri, Perciformes, Bathydraconidae. Gene Ontology annotation, biological process: G protein-coupled receptor signaling pathway. The record is from RefSeq and is a predicted model, not a curated record. Gene Ontology annotation, cellular component: heterotrimeric G-protein complex. The transcript has 3 exons. Bases 215 to 445 code for a protein of 76 amino acids.
GCUAUCCAUCCACCCCAGAUCUAGUGCUCAUUGUGGCAGAAUUACAGUGCACUGGACUGUACAGAGCAGUGUAGCAUCCAGGCUGCUGUCUGUGAGGGGUGGGGUCCGGCUACACUGAUACCACCAAACGAAAGCUAACAGAGAGGCAGAAAAGGAGAGGAAAAAUAGAGCGCAGAGGGGGGAAGAUUUCACCUAAAGAGGACUAUAAAACGGGAUGAAAGGAGACACCCCAGUGAACAGUACCAUGAUGAGUGUCGGUCAGGCCAGGAAGCUGGUGGAGCAACUGAAGAUAGAGGCUAGUUUCUGCAGGAUAAAGGUAUCGAAGGCCGCGGCGGACCUGAUGGCGUACUGCGACGCUCACUCCUGUGACGACCCCCUGAUCAGCCCCGUGCCCAUCUCAGAGAACCCCUACAGGGAGAAGAAGUUCUUCUGCGCUCUGCUUUGAGACCAAUCAGGGAUUGCUGUGAUUAAAAGUACAACUGUACAGUACAUGUAUGUACAGUGUGUACUUCUGAUCUGAAUGAGACAUCAAUGUAGCCUACUAUAGGAACCUUGCAUAAAAGCUGCCGAUGUAAAGUACACAAUCAACUCUGGAACUAAAUUAUUUCACUGCUAAAGUCUCAAUGUAAGAGGGGAAAAACAAAUAUAACAAAACCCAAACAUUCAAUCGAUAGAGUCAGAGUUAUCAUAAUCAAAAGUAAAUAAACUUAGCUAUUAUUAGUUUAAUAACACAUGUCAUGCUUAUUUAUAUUAUAGGUAACUGCCAAAAAAGGAUAAUCAUAUGGAUCAGAUUUAACUGAGAGGCAAAGUCCCACGCUUUGGAUUUAGCUCGGUCAGAUGCUGCUCUGACAGAUCAAGGCUGUCACUUCGGCCCAUUAUAAUGUUCAUACAUUUGUGAAAAAAAAGCCUGUUAGGUACGUUUAUGAAAUGUCCUAUCUUGGUUGCUACGUGUAGAGGUAAUACCACUCUUCUUCAGAUUAACGCUCUUUCCGUGUUCUGUCUCCAUCAACAGCUAGCUUAGCCUUUUAGAGCUACACAUUCAUUCAAUAGAGGAACAAAUCCAGCGGAAUGAAUCCUAAAACCCCAGAAAUGAGUUGCACUUCAGGUUCCGUUUGGAAGUCAAUGGGUUUUCAGUUAGACGCCUGAAAUGAGUUGUGUGUCAGAAAGAGACUUUACAGUGUUGUCAUCCUGCUUGUGAAUUUUGAGGCUUUUACAUGUUUUUUAAAAAAGGUCUGGCUUACGCUUCUAAAAUCAUAGUGAUGAUAAUUUGUGAAGAGCAUCUUACUAACAAGACAGGUGGUAUGAUAAACGUUCGUUGGCCAGGACUCAUUUUCCACAAUAAUCGAAAAACUAAAGGAACAUUUGCUAAAUGCUUAUUUGUAGGACUACAAAAUACUUCAACCCUGCAGCACUCAGUUCUCUUUUCCAAUAUGUUUUGGCAGUUGCUUGUAUCUACCAAGUCCAGGCUGUGUUUAUAAGUGGAGCCAUUUCAUUCAAGGUUUAUUAGGAUGUUAGAAUUUCUAUACUGUUGCCGUCGUGUGUGUGGAAACGUGUAUGUGUAUGCAAAGGUGCUACUGUGAAACUUAAGCCACAAUCCUGAGUCAGAUCACGGUCGGAAAACACAUGUUAUAGUUCAAUAGCAUAGACCCGAAAGGAAAAAAACAUUCCUAGGGCUAUGAACAUUUAAUAUAUAAUCUAAGCCAUUAAAUCAAAAUCAGCUAUUUUAUUGAGUCUGUCACAGGAAGUUUUAUAUUUCUGCAAGGUAAACAAAAUAAAUGCAGUCGUCAAAUGUACUUUUAAAGUGUACAUUUUAACCAAUCAGGUGUGAUGGGCCCAACGUCUCCUCUCAUUCAUGUGAAGCAAGGACGAAUGUGAAUGAGUUGGGAAUUCCUUUUAUUAAUUAAAAUGUGUCGCUUUCUCUGUGGUUAUUUCUCCAUCUGCAAUACAGGCAAUGACAUAUUUAUGUUAAAUGUCUGCAAGAAAAAGAAAAUUGCUGUAAUUUGGAGUUCCCCUCAUCUCACGAGCUCCACAGCAUCUUCAACACGAUAAAACAUAUGUUCCAAAUCUUGCAAAUAACAAAUGUGGUGCUUUGCAAAAAGAGAAACCAUGGAACAUGAAGAAUUGAAAUAAAACCUCCUGGUAUCAAA